Messenger RNA from Wickerhamiella sorbophila, 1719 nucleotides. Its product is annotated as putative transporter C36.02c. The transcript has a single exon. Gene Ontology annotation, biological process: transmembrane transport. NCBI's taxonomy places the organism in Eukaryota, Fungi, Ascomycota, Dipodascomycetes, Dipodascales, Trichomonascaceae. The record is from RefSeq and is a predicted model, not a curated record. Bases 1 to 1719 code for a protein of 572 amino acids. Gene Ontology annotation, molecular function: transmembrane transporter activity.
AUGAUGAACCUUGGCGAAACGAAGGAGGCGCCUUCGGGAGAGGAGGUGAUCUCCAAAGACAUAGAUACAUACUCUGUCUCCGGAACCACUAAUAGUGAACAAAUUCAUCCUUUGAAUCAGUCAGACACCCGUCGCAGCGGCACUGCUCCAGCCAGUGAUGCGGAGAGCAGGCAAGAUGAUGUUUUGAGUCGAUACUACACCAACCGGUCAAACUCUGGCAAGGAGAUACCACCGAUGGGUGGCGACAAGCCAUUCCCACCUAUGUUUGAGGACGCCGAAGCGUACAAGGUUGAAUUCCAGGGACCGGACGACCCAUUGAACCCCAUGAAUUGGAAAAAUAGCCGUAAGUUGCUGCUUGGUAUGAUCAUGGCAUACAUGACAGUUGUUCUUGCUUGGGGUUCUUCUGUUAUGGCUGCUGGCAUCCCUGUAAUCAAGGAGGUUUUCCAUGUUGGUCAAGCAACUGCUGCUCUGGGCAUUUCGCUAUAUGUUCUGGGGUUUGCUACGGGUCCCAUCAUUUGGGGCCCUCUGUCAGAGGUGUAUGGUCGUUAUAUCCCGAUGCUCGUUUCUUAUAUCUUCUUUACCGCAUUUACUUUCUGGACCGCCACAGCUGAUCACUUUUACCAUCUGAUUUUGUACCGUUUCUUUGCAGGUGCUAUCGGUUCCGCACCUUUGGUAAUUGUUGUUGCAUCCUUUGCUGAUAUGUUCACCGUCGAAGUGCGUGGAAGGGCAUUGGCCCUGUUCUCUCUUUGCAUGGUAACAGGUCCCAUUUUAGCUCCUGUUGUUGGCGGAUACAUUGUUGCCUCUUACUUGGGCUGGCGCUGGCUUUUCUACAUUACGGGUAUUAUGGCAUCUCUUGGUUUGGUCUUGAUGAUUUUCUUCCUCCGAGAGACUUUCCACCCUAUUAUUCUUUCUAAAAAGGCCGUGGACCUCCGUCUUCGAACAGGUAAUAUUAUGAUUUAUGCCCAACAUGAGAAGAAUGUCCCCGAUAUCAAGGAAAUCGCUGGUCGUGUUCUUAUUCUUCCCAUUAAAAUGUUGUUCCAGGAGCCUAUUCUCUUCUUGAUGUCUCUUUACCAUGGCUUCGUUUAUGGUAUCUUGUACCUCACUCUUGAGGUUGUGCCUAUCAUUUUCUCGGAGAAAUACCAUUGGAAGGGUGGAAAUAUUAUGCUUCCUUAUCUGGGUUUCGUUGUCGGUGGUAUCAUUAUGAGCUUCGCAAACGUAUUCUUCUUCGAUCCCAAAUUCCGUCGUGACCUUCGGGCAAGUGGUAAGCCCAUUCUUCCUGAAGCUCGACUCCCUCUCUGCAUGGCUGGUGCAAUUGAGUUUCCUAUUGCCAUUUUCCUUCUUUGCUGGACGGGAAAUUACAGAGUCCACUGGAUCGCACCUUCGAUUGGUAUGGCUUUCUUAGGUGGCGGCUUAGUAUCUCUUUUCGUUGGCAUCAUUAAUUACACAGUGGACACUUACACUUUCCUUGCAGCAUCCGCUAUGGCUGCAAACACAUUUACCCGUUCUGGAAUGGCUGCAGCAUUCCCGAUUUUCGCAUCAGCCAUGUUCCACAAUCUUGGUGUUGAGUGGGCAGGCACAUUGUUAGGCUGCUUGGCGGUGCUACUCUUACCGUGCCCCUUCAUCUUCUACUACUAUGGAGAACGUAUUCGCGGCUGGUCUAAAUAUGCACCAAAGAUACCCGCCCCUCCUAAAAAAGAAGAGCCUGCAGAUGACGCUUAA